AUGAUAGGGAGUUGGAAUAUUAGAGGCCUUGAUGGCUUCUCGAAACAACGCGCUGUGCGGAAUUGGAUUUUUGACGCUUCUUUGGGUUUGAUUGGUUUCUUGGAGACUAAGGAGAUUACUUUCAGGGUUACUCAUGUUUCUAAGAGGUUCUCAUUUGGGAUUACUUUUGUGCAUGGUUCUAAUGACCCUGGGAAUUGCCGCAAUCUAGUGGGUGGUGAUCAUGCGUGGUAUGGUUAUAUGGAUGAUUUUGGCCAAUGUAUCCAUGAUGCUGAGUUGAUUGGGAUUCCUUUUACUGGGCUUCGGGAUAUUGUUCAGGCAAUUUGGGACGAGCCUAUUGUAGGCAAUCCUAUGUUCCGUCUUACGCAAAAAUUAGGGUUGGUAAAACGGAAGCUCAAAGCUUUACAUAUUAAGGUUUCCAGUUAUAUCUCCAGCAAGGUAAUUGAGGCUCGGGCUAAGUGGGCAACAGCUCAAGGAAAUUUGGAUCGGGACCCGUUUUCUACUAAGUAUAUCUCUGAGGAGAGGAACCUUGCCAACCAGUAUUUCAGUCUUUGUCGAGAUGAGGAGACUUUCUUUAAGCAGCGGUCUCUUGUUCAGUGGCUGCACUUAGGGGAUCAGAAUACUAAGUUCUUUCAUAAGAUGCUGAUCCAUAGGCAGGAUCUUCUUGUUGCCCCUAGUCAACCUCAGAUUGCAGAGGCUUCCAGGUAUUUUUCUGGCCGCAUUUCUCCUGAUAUGAUUUCUCCAUUGACUGCUCCUAUCACUGAUGAUCAGAUUAGGAUUGCUUUAUUCUCUAUCCCGGAUGAUAAAGCCUCGGGCUCGAAUGGAUUCAUAUCUUUGUUUUUUAAGCGGGCAUGGGAUAUUAUUGGUAAAGAUUUCAGAGAUGCGGUGAGACAUUUUUUUGCUACUAAUGAAAUGCCAAGAUGUGUUAAUGCCACCAGGAUUGCUUUGGUUCCUAAGGUGGAGAGCCCGAGUCGUAUGACGGACUUUAGGCCAAUAUCUUGUUGUAAUGUACUUUGCAAGUGCAUUUCUAAGGUGAUUGUGAAUCGGUUUAAAGUAGUGCUUCCAGAUAUUAUUGGGGUUUCCCAGUCAGCUUUUGUCUCGGGUCGAAGAAUUUCUGAUUAUAUUCUGCUGACUCAGAAGCUUUUGCGGAAUUAUCAUCUUGGGGAGCUUCAUAGUUUUUUUAAGUCCUCCCGGGGUGUGCGGCAGGGGGACCUUCUUUCUCCUUACCUUUUUGUGUUGGCUAUGGAGGGGUUAGCUGGUAUUUUUCGGGAAACCUCUCACAGCCCUGGUUUUCAUUAUCAUUGGAGAUGUAGGCAGACAGCUAUUACUCAUUUGUGUUUUGCGGAUGAUUUGAUGGUGUUUUGUAGAGUAGAUGGUUCCUCUGUUAGCUUGAUCAAAUCGGCCUUGGAUUAUUUUGCUAAGGUUUCUGGAUUAGUGACUAAUGCAGAGAAGAGCCAGUUGUUUCUUUCUGGAGUUACAGAUGAGGAGCAGAUUGGGUUAAAGUCUAUCAUGGGUUUCCAGUUGGGCCAGUUACCGGUAAGAUAUCUAGGGGUUCCUCUAAUCUGUACCCGCCUUCGACAUUCUGAUUGUAGGCCUCUGUUGGAGCGAAUUCUCUCUCGGAUUAGGCUAUGGACGUUGGCAUCUUUGACUUAUGCAGGCCAACUACAGUUGAUAAAGCCGGGUACUUCUUUGUCCCCUUCUGGUGCUAAGGUUGCAUGGUCUUCUGUUUGCUAUCCAUUGACGAAGGGUGGCCUGGGGAUUAAAAGGAUCCAAGAUUGGAAUAGGGCGGCUAUUCUUAAACACGUUUGGAGGCUACUUACUGAUAGAUCUUUUAUAUGGUCUUCUUGGGCCCGUUUGGUUCUCCUCUAUGGUCGGUCCUUUUGGCAUAUCCGAGUUACUUCUAGGGCUUCAUGGGCUUGGAGGAAGAUUUUACUUAGCAGGGUUUGGUGCCGGGGUCUUAUUGUGACUUGUAUUAGAGAUGGUAGGGACAUCAUGUUAUGGCGAGAUCACUGGCUUCCGCAGGGUCCUCUGUGUGACUUGCUCCCUUUUAGAACCUUGACUUCCACUGGUUUGCCGUGGGAUGCUCGGGUUUCAGACAUUAUUCGGGAUGGUUUGUGGGACUUUCCUUUGGGCAAUACAGACCUUCAACAUAUCUGGGACUCUAUUACAAUGCAGCCUUCAGCGAGUCAUCCUGACCAUCUUGUGUGGAAGGGCCAUCCAUCUGGACGUUUCUCUAUUGAUUUAGCCUGGAAUGUGUUACGAGACAAACGGGAUGCGAACUCAAUUCAUCAUCUCUUGUUGUUUCUCGGAUCAGCUACAGAGACCCAUGACCAUUUGUUUUUCAGCUGUGACUUUUCUAGUUAUGUUUGGCGGGAGCAUUGUAGCUCUUGCAGAGAUAUUGUCCUAGCUAUUUGUGAUCUAGUUCGGGCUAAGAUUUUGGGUCUGGCACCUAAGUACGAGAUCUCAACUCAGCUCCGUGUGAUAUGGCAUCUUCCUGAUUAG
Messenger RNA from Pistacia vera, 2499 nucleotides. RefSeq lists its product as uncharacterized. The transcript is spliced from 9 exons. Lineage: Eukaryota; Viridiplantae; Streptophyta; Magnoliopsida; Sapindales; Anacardiaceae. The record is from RefSeq and is a predicted model, not a curated record. The coding region runs from base 1 to 2499 and encodes 832 amino acids.